Lotus japonicus is the source of this 633-nucleotide messenger RNA. RefSeq lists its product as uncharacterized. Lineage: Eukaryota; Viridiplantae; Streptophyta; Magnoliopsida; Fabales; Fabaceae. Bases 1 to 633 code for a protein of 210 amino acids. The transcript is spliced from 3 exons. The record is from RefSeq and is a predicted model, not a curated record.
AUGUAUGCUUCCCCGGUCUCGUUCCAGCGUGAAACUCUUUGGGGUCACCUGGCUUAUCUUAGAUCACAGUUUGUUAUUCCCUGGAUGAUGGUUGGCGAUUUCAAUGAGCCUAGUGGACCUUGGGGUGGGGGGAGGUUUACUUGGUUUCGUAAACAUAAUAACAGAAUUGUUCUCUCUAAGAGGCUUGAAAGAGCGUUAGGGGAUGUGGAUUUACGCGUGUCCUUCUUGGAGGCGUUUGUGGAGAUUCUUCACAGAGUUCGGUCGGACCACUUCCUUCUCCCCGUCCACUAUUGGGGCAAGCAACCUCAAUUCUCUGGUCGUCCUUUCAGAUUCCUGACAACAUGGGAAGACCACGCAGAGUAUCAGGCCCUGUUGGAGAAUGCAUGGAGGGAAAGUGGUAAGGAGAUAAAUAGAAUACUGGGCCAAGUCAAAACAGAGUCUAUAACCUUUAAUGAGGAUGUCUUUGUCGCGCACAAUGGGAAUGGGACACCAGAGUUGGGUUUGGAAGUUGAGGGUGUCGGAGAAGGUGGGGAUGUUUGUUUGGUGCUGCAAAAUGGGAUCCAAAAUAAUGAACAAAGGUUCAGGUAUAGGCUCGCUGCUCAUUGCAAGUGGAGAAUUCGCUCCACAAUUUGA